Messenger RNA from Physella acuta, 7017 nucleotides. Its product is annotated as homeotic protein spalt-major. Gene Ontology annotation, cellular component: nucleus. Gene Ontology annotation, molecular function: DNA-binding transcription factor activity, RNA polymerase II-specific; RNA polymerase II cis-regulatory region sequence-specific DNA binding. Lineage: Eukaryota; Metazoa; Mollusca; Gastropoda; Physidae. Gene Ontology annotation, biological process: regulation of transcription by RNA polymerase II. The record is from RefSeq and is a predicted model, not a curated record.
CUGGACAUUUGAAAUGUCGCGUCGGAAACAGUCGCGCCCACGACAUGUGGGUAGUGAUGGACUCUCCCUGGGGGAGGAGACGGACCACCCCGAGGACUUAACCGUGGGGGACCGGGAGGUGGACGCGAGACCUAGGACUGGUAAUGAUUCUGAUAAUGAGGAUGACGACGAUAAAAUCAACGGGACAUCCAGCACGGAAGAGUUCUGUCCAUCUGGUGAGGUCCCUUCCCCGGACGGGUGUGACACGAUCAGCGCGUGCGAGAAGUGUGGGGUGUGUUUCUCGGACAUUGGCCAGUACCUGACCCACAAAAAACUCUGCGGCACACGGAGCCGGAUUCUCAUGCCGUACGACCCGCCGGCAAACGGCUACCUGCAGAACGGCUACGACUUCAGCCGGUCCAGCCUGGACGGCAGUUUGGAGAAGGACUACAGCGACUGCGACGACCGCGACGACAAGGACGACUUCGACAGCGCCGAUGAAGACGUCAGGGCGCGGAACGACAGCACGGACUUUGACGCAGCAGACGACGUGCCCAUGCGCGGCCGGAAGCGGUCACGUGACAGCGAAGAUCUGAAACACGAAGACGAUCUCAGGUACCGGCCGCAGUUCCGGUCCGAUGAACAAUUCCUGCUGGGACUUAGGAACAAGAUGAUCAACUCCUUCAGCAACUUCCGGGACAAGCCCGUGGAGGAGAAGGAGAAAUUCCUCAGCAUCAAAUCAAAAGACGACCAGGAGCUCAGGGAUGACUCGCCGUUCAGACCCAAGCGCCGGAAAAGUUUGGACGCUGCCCCAGAGAGGAGCUCGUCUGGAAACUCCAGCAAAAAUGAGGACCCAGCCAUUGCGUGGGCGCUUAAAGCGGCGGAGAGGGGGAUGUUCGGGGGCAACAGUAACGUGACCUUGGAGCCCCUGGCGGCCACCAGCGCCGCGGUGGCACAGUGCAGUGACACCCUGACACCACGUGACGUGCCGGAUGAGGUGAAUAUGUUCAGGACGAUGCUGUUCCAGCUCCAGCAACAGCAGAUGAUGCAGAUCCAGAUGAUCCAGCAGAUGAGGCGACAACUGAUUGCCAGCGGGGUCAACCCCAGCAUGCUGCCAGCAGACAUGGACCUCAGCAUGAUGUCCAGCGAGGGUCUGGCAUCGGUCGGUGCCGCCAUGUCCGGCCUGCAGAACGCCGCCGCCGCUGUGGCCAGGGACGCUGCCACCUCCUCCAGCAGGUACCACGGGGCGUCCCCCACCCACGGGGGUAGGUCCAGGGAGUCAUCUCCCUCCACGGAGCCCAGUCAACGCCCCGGGGAAGCUCCGGGCUCGCCUAGCUCAGGAAAAACCAACGAGAAAGACUUUGAGAAGCCCAGAGAGGGCGAGAAGAACAAGGACGAGAAACAAAAUGUGUUCGACAUGGCGGGGAAGUAUCUCUCCCCCAACGCCCCCAGCCUGGACGCCCUCUACGCCAAAGACCACGGGCUCUCAUCGCCCCUGACGCGGAACCCCCUGGAGAUCCUCCAAGAGAAAACGGCAGCAUCCCUCUCCUCACUACCUCUUCCUCCCAGCCUCCGCUCCUCCGAGAUGAAAACAUCCUCCAGCUCAAACCUCCUCAACUCCAACGCCCUCUUCGCGAGCUCCCCCUCGCUCAGCGCCCUGCAGAAGGAGACCGAUGCCCUGAAGCCGUCGCCCAUCCUGCCCCCUCUCUCCAUUCCCAUGACGGCCGAGGACUACAAAGGCUACAUCCAGCGAGGCACCAUCUUGGAGCGGUCCCAGUACGCCAGCGAUGACCCGUUCUUCAAACACAAAUGUCGCUUCUGUCACAAGGUCUUCGGUAGUGACAGCGCCCUGCAGAUUCACGUGCGGUCUCACACAGGUGAACGCCCCUUCAAAUGCAACAUCUGCGGAAACAGGUUCUCCACCAAGGGCAACCUCAAGGUCCACUUCGAGCGUCACAAGGCCAAGUACCCCCACAUCAAGAUGGACGCCACACCUGUUCCCGAACACCUGGACCGACAGCCCAACCUGAUGCCCAACUUCUCCCCCACGCCCAUACCAUCCUCAGUCCCACUUCCUCCUCCCAUGCCAAGGCUACCCAUCCCCUCAGCACCCCACCCACCGCCCCCGUCCCCAUCGUCAUCCAACCACACCAUGUCUCCCCACCCUCCACCAUUUUCAUUCGGGGGAUCUUUCCUCCCCUCCCCGGGUAUGUCACCCUUCGGUCUGAUGCCACCUCCACGGGACGGUGCAAUGCACUUCCCCCACCCCCUCAGCUUAUCUCUACCAUCACCGAUGGGCAUGCCCUUCCCACAUGGACGCGAACCCAUGCACAAAAGAGAUUCUCCGAUGAAACCCAGCUCAGAUUCUGGCGUCUUGCGAUCACCCCACAGAGAACCCCACCCCAGCGGUCGAGACAUCUCGCCAUCAGACCCGAGAAAGCCCCACCCCAGCCUGACGAACUAUCCGUUCCCCUUCCACCAGCACCAGCGGCGUGACUCCAUGUCCCGUAGCCAGAACGGAUCUGACAACCACACCAGCGAUGACGACCACCAGGAGGAGCCGGAAGACCGGCGAGCCGGAACUCCGAGUGAGAAGCUCUCGAGGAGCCGUCACGAGUCGGAGAAAAGCCGGAGCCAGUCGCCCGCGUCAAGAAAGUCAACGUCAUCAAAGGUGACGACAUCAACCCCCAUCCCCAGCACGCCCCCACCUUUACCCCGACCCUCGUCUAACCAGAGCCCUCGCCAGUCUCCAGCCUCAGUCAUCAGCUGGGCGUCCUUUGUGUCCUCCCAGUCCCCCAUGCUACCCAGCCACCACCCCACUCUAUUCUCCCCACACCACCCCCUCCCUCCUGGAUUCCCGGGCCUCGGCCUGCCUAUGGGAGGACCUAUGGGAGGACCCCCACCCUCAUUUCACCUUCCCCCUCUAAACCCCAUCCUCCCAAUGUCCGGUCCAAGAAUGAGCGGACACUCCCCAUUCCUCCACCCCCCUCCACCCCCGCCCCCACAAAUCUCUAGUCCAAAUGGAGACGGGUCGAUGUUCAGGAACUCAAUUCUCCCCACCAAAACCAUCGAUCCUUCAGAAAAUCUAGAACAGUACAUGGAGGUCCAGAAGUCUGAGACGUCCAAGUUGGAGGCGCUGGUCAAAAAUAUCGAGCAGAAGAUUACAGACCCGAACCAGUGCGUCGUCUGCCACCGCGUACUCAGCUGCAAGUCCGCCCUACAGAUGCACUACAGAAUCCACACGGGCGAACGGCCUUUCAAGUGUAAAAUCUGCGGCCGAUCUUUCACAACCAAAGGAAACCUCAAGACCCACAUGGGCGUCCACCGAGCUAAGCCGGCCCUGCGGAUGAUGCACCAGUGUCCGGUCUGCCACAAGCAAUUCACCAACGUGCUGGUGCUCCAGCAGCACAUCCGGGCUCACACGGGCUCCAUGCCGCACAUGCCUCACCUACCCAUGCUGCCCUCGCACAUGGAUUGGCCGCACAGAAAUCCGUUCAACCUCCCCCGACACCAUCCCUACCUACCCCCCAUGCACCACGACUCCCUCGACCUCCACCGCGGGCCGCCAUUUCACCCCGGGCACUUCCCCAGAGAACGCCCCCACAUGAUGGAGGGGGACAGAAAACCUGAGGUCCCCCCACGACGAGAGAUGGAAGACCGCGAUCAGGACGGAGAGAAGAAGGAGCGAGAGAAGAAGAGUGACGAAGAACCUGCAAAAGACGAUACCUCCAGACCACAUUCCCGGAACAGCGAAGGUUGUGAUGAUAAAAACAGACCCAAUUCCAGACACUCUCCUGCUAGGAUGGAGCGCAGUCAAAGCUCACCUUUCACAAAACCCAACUUCGAGUCGGCAUUCUUGCCGCCAGCGUUCGGCAACACGCCUUACGACGCCCCGCUUGCCGCUCUAGAGGAACGCGUCAAGGCCAUCGACAGCCAAAUGUCGCAGACGUCCUUUGAGAAGUUCCGCAACAGCAUGGGCUUAGACACGACCUUUUUCCCCAACUCCAACACCAGCCCAUCCAACGGGGAGAAAAACUCAGAGUACGGCUCCGAACCGACCAGCAAACCGGAAAGUCCGGCAUCCGGAAGUGACAUGCCGCCUUACGGUUUCCCAAUGCUCGGAGGCUACGACGGUCGAAACUCAACCACUUGCAAUAUUUGCUUGAAGACAUUCGCCUGCAAAAGUGCGCUAGACAUUCACUAUCGCAGCCACACCAAGUUAAAACCUUUUGAAUGCGAUGUCUGUGAACGGAGCUUCAGCACAAGAGGAAACCUGAAGCAGCAUCUCCUGACCCACAAAAUACGAGAUCUCCCCGACUCUGCUUUUGACGGCCAAGAUCGCGGUGACGACAGCCAGCAGAACAAAGACGACGGUGACGACGACAGCGAGCUGCCUAACGAGGACUACCCGUAUGAGGAAGACGUGGACGAGCUAGCGAUGGACCAGGAUGAAGAUGACUACGAUAACAUGAACGAUGAAGAUUUUGACGAGCCUCCGCCGUCAGACGACCCACCAGCAUCUCCGAAAUCAAACGAUGACUUUCACGAAAGCAACAACAACCUGUCAGACUUCCAAAACCACAAUGGUGAAGAUCUAGACGAAUCGAACGUGGACGACACAGCCGACAUGGAGAAUGACGAGAAAGAGCAGCAGGAAGUAGGUAAACAUACUUUAAACUUGCCAACCUCACCAUCCCAGCUGCCGCCGAUUAAUACCAACAACGGAAGUACGAAUGAAAACAGCCCGCCAUCUUCUUCCGGCCACCGCCCACCCCACAGCGGCGGCUCCUCCAACUCGAGCCAGUCAAGCAACUCCGCCAAGAGAUCGAGCGGGCCCAAGCACCAGUGUAUGACGUGCAUGAAGCCGUUCUCGUCUGCCAGCGCCCUGCAGAUCCACACGCGCACCCACACAGGGGACAAACCUUUCAAGUGCACUGUCUGCAGCAAGGCCUUCACCACACGUGGUAAUCUUAAAGUCCACAUGGGCACCCACAUGUGGAACAACAGUCCUUCACGCCGUGGCAGGAGGAUGUCCAUCGAGCCCCCAUUCCUCCUCUCUCACAUCAAAGACAACCCGUUUAUGCCAACAGGCUUCCCUCCCCGCCCCCCUCCUGAUUUCUUCUACCAGUACCCCCUCCCCAUGAUGAACGGCCCUGGCCCUAAGAUGAACGAGAUUUCUGUUAUACAGAGUCUGGGGGGCGGUCUGCCCAGUUUGCCGCCCAUGCCGCCCCACCUCAUGCACGGGUUUCUCCCCAAAGAGGAACACAAGCUGCACCGCGAGCCUCGCCCCACCCCCAGCCCUCGUGACGAGUCACGUGACGACAAGAAGCCCUCUGUUGGCGAGCUGGACCUCAGCAUGAAGCUCCCCGGCAAGGACGUCUCCCCCUCAAGGUCAUCGUCCACCACGCCCUCUCUCUCAGUCCACGCCCCUGUGGCGUCCCUGGCAACAUCCACUUCCUCCAGCACGCCGUCGCCUAGCAACAAUAAAGAAAACAGCAACAUGGCCGCUUUGGACCUGCGCAACAUGCGGGGCGCCCCGUGGCUGUGGGGCGCCUUCCCCUGCCACCACUGUGGUCAGAUGUUCCCGUCCCAGGACUCUCUGGAGCACCACGUGAGGACGCUCCACCUGGGCAAGUCCGACCCCACGGGCCACGCCAUGUCUAAGACAGAGCCCCACCCGCCUCUCCCGCCCAAAGCACUGCUAGCAUGACAUAAAUACUCACACAGACCUCCGUACUUUUUCUGAUGUACUCAUCAGUUUUACCUGAAACUAUGUACACAUGUACAUAUUUUAUUUUGAUUCGACGUGUACACACACAUACAAUAAUUACGAUGGAUUCGUAUUUGAACAACUAAACAUUUUAUUCCAUUCUGCUACGAACUUAUCUAGACAUUGUGUUUUCUGUGUAUUCACAUUACCGCUUUGAACAGAAAUGUAGUAAGACAAUUAGCCGCAGCCAGGCUUUAUACUGUACAGUGUUAAAAACAAUUGAGGUCAGUGGACUAUCACGUGACCAGACAUUUGUUCGUGAUUUCAAAUUAGCUUUAACAUAUUUUUGUCGUCAUCAAUCACUUUCUUCAAACUACAGCCAAGCCACUUGGUGGAGGGAAUGUCCGCAUAAUAGAUGUACUAGUAACUUUUUCCCGUUUGUAUAUUUAAUGUACGGGUUUGCUUUAUGAGCGAAUUCUACGUAUUAAAUGUGUGUGUCUGUAAACGAUUGCGCCGGUGUGUCUGUUAUAUGCACCAAAGAAGUGUCUGUUUAAAACACAGACAUACAAUCAUACUGUGAUCACAACAAAAAGGUGAAUUUCUAUCUUGUACAUUUUUCCCCUGUCUGAGAAUGAACGCCAUUUUAAAACCAGUAGAUGAAAAAUUUCAAGUGAUAAAUGGCGCUAUGUGAAUCCGGUUGAGUAAGGUUCCUUGAUGUUUGUAAAAAAAAAAGACCUGUUUUUUCUUAUAUUUAAACUUUUAACAUGUGACCUAGUUAUUUUUAUCCCUCGUGCUCUGAUUGGAUCGACCAGAAACCAGUCUGGCAAUACAAAAUGUGUUCUUUGUACAAAAAAAAAAUCUGGCUAUUAUGGAAUGUAUUUUUCUUUUAUAAUGAGUUUGCUUGCAUGUAUGGCUGAUUAUGUAUGAUGAGAUUUAACAAAACAAUAUCAUGUUGGGAAUCCACAAGUGCAAGAUUAUAUUUUAUAAAAGCUGUAGGAGACAAUCUGGGCACAGCAAGGAGUUUUACUUUUUUGUCAGCUAUAAAAAUUGCACUUUAUUAAAAUAGCAAAGGCGUUUGAAUUAGUUGUAAAUUUUAAAUGUCUUAUUUUCCCACUUUUUUUAAAAAUGGCUGUCAUGUCGUUAGUGCAUGCACUUGUAUGCCUGUGUGUAGUUUGACGUGCAUUACUUCAGUUGUUUUAUGUUGAUGUAAAUAGUGUGUAAACCAGAAUCUAGUCUUAAUGUACCAUUUGCUAUUCAUACCUCACACUUUUUGAAAUAAUUCUACAUGUAGAUACUAACCCUUUGCUUAGUUACUGCUAAACGCCUCA